Molecule: messenger RNA, 851 nt
Organism: Gadus macrocephalus (Pacific cod)
Lineage: Eukaryota; Metazoa; Chordata; Actinopteri; Gadiformes; Gadidae
Gene: ciao2b
Product: cytosolic iron-sulfur assembly component 2B
Exons: 5
Coding region: 116-589 (157 amino acids)
Biological process (GO): iron-sulfur cluster assembly
Cellular component (GO): cytosolic [4Fe-4S] assembly targeting complex
Source: RefSeq, a predicted model, not a curated record
UUCCGUUCAACAGGAAGCACAAACCAAUGAGUGACCGUACUAGUGUUGCGAGCGGUUGCAACAGUUUUGUUGAGCCAGUAUAUAGUCUGAUCGUUGUGCGCCACUGGUCUUCAAGAUGUCCGUCAUGCUGGAGAACGAGAACCCCGUGGUGUUCCAGCGGUCCGGAGCGAGGCUGUGGACAGCGGCCGACGAGGACGAGGGGGUCCACGACCCCAUCGACCACAGGGAGGUGUUCGAUUUGAUUCGAUCUAUCAACGACCCAGAACAUCCUCUGUCUCUGGAAGAACUCAAUGUGGUGGAGCAAGUCAGAGUCCAGGUAAAUGAUGAAGACAGUACGGUUGGCAUCGAGUUUACUCCCACCAUCCCGCACUGCAGCAUGGCCACUCUCAUCGGCCUUUCCAUCAAAGUCAAGCUGCUUCGCUCGCUGCCAGAGAGGUUCAAAAUUGAUGUUCACAUUACCCCAGGGACUCAUGCUUCAGAGGAUGCAGUAAACAAGCAGCUUGCUGACAAGGAAAGAGUAGCGGCAGCUCUGGAAAACUCCCAGCUACUGGAGGUUGUCAACCAGUGCCUGUCCACCAAGAGUCCCUGACCUGCUGGCUCCCCAUCAGUGACUGCCCACCCCUGUGAUUCUGCUUUAAGGCUGCUUCUGUAACCUGACAUCCAAUCCCAAUAUAACCACAAUAUUUUCCUGAAUAAAAAAAUGAUUAUUUAUUAGCUGACAUGUAUACAGGUUUGUGAAUCUAACUUCUGCAUUUAUUCUUUGUGACAUGCGAGUGAUUUAAAAUGUUAGUGAAUUGGGUUGGAUAUAUUUUAAGAUCAGUUUGUGUAAACUUGCAAUAAAUAAUAUUUUU